Messenger RNA from Rhodotorula graminis WP1, 5005 nucleotides. RefSeq lists its product as uncharacterized. Bases 1 to 4929 code for a protein of 1642 amino acids. Gene Ontology annotation, cellular component: cytoplasm. Gene Ontology annotation, biological process: aromatic amino acid biosynthetic process; chorismate biosynthetic process. Gene Ontology annotation, molecular function: 3-phosphoshikimate 1-carboxyvinyltransferase activity; 3-dehydroquinate synthase activity; 3-dehydroquinate dehydratase activity. The transcript has 5 exons. The record is from RefSeq and is a predicted model, not a curated record. Lineage: Eukaryota; Fungi; Basidiomycota; Microbotryomycetes; Sporidiobolales; Sporidiobolaceae.
AUGGUGAGCUCCGCCUCGUUCUGCCCCUACCACACGCCCGCGAGCCCGCUUCCCCUCCCCGAGACGAUCCACUGCGGCUUCCACCUCAUCCCUUACAUCGUCGAAACGGUCCUCACCACCCUCACCUCGUCGACCUACGUCCUCUUCACCGACACGCACCUCGCCCCGCUCUACCUCGACGAGUUCGCGUCCGCGUUCGAGGCCGCCAUCGCCGCCCUCCCCGACUCGGCCACGUCGACCCGUCCGCGAUGGAUCACGCACGUCGUCAAGCCGGGCGAGACGUCAAAGUCGCGCGAGACCAAGGCGGAGCUCGAGGACUUCCUCCUGUCGCACCGCUGCACCCGCGACACGGUCGUCCUCGCCCUCGGCGGCGGCGUCGUCGGUGACCUCGUCGGCUUUGUCGCCGCCACCUUCAUGCGCGGCAUCCGCUACUGCCAGAUCCCGACCACCCUCCUCGCCAUGGUCGACUCGGCCGUCGGCGGCAAGACCGCCAUCGACACGCCACUCGGCAAGAACCUGAUCGGCGCCUUCUACCAGCCGUCGUACGUCUUCAUCGACGCGUCGUUCCUCGAGUCGCUCCCGCGGCGCGAGUUUGUCAACGGCAUGGCCGAGUGCGUCAAGACGGCCGCCAUCUGGGACGAGCACGAGUUCGCCAAGCUCGAGUCGGGCGUCGCCGACAUCCACGCCGCCGUGUCGGGCACCACGACCCGCGAGUCGGCCGCCGGCCGCGUCCUCGCGACGCGCUCGCCCGCCCAGUCGCUCCUCCUGUCGGUCAUCCGCGCCUCGAUCGCGACCAAGGCCCACAUCGUCACCGUCGACGAGAAGGAGACGGGCCUGCGCAACCUCGUCAACUUUGGCCACACGAUCGGCCACGCCAUCGAGGCCGUCGUCACGCCCGACGUCCUGCACGGCGAGUGCGUCGCCGUCGGCAUGGUGCUCGAGGCCGAGGUCGCCCGCAGCAUGGGCGCGCUCGGCAACGCCGCCGUCGGCCGCCUCACGCGCUGCCUCAAGGCGCACGGCCUCCCCGUCAGCCUCGACGACCCGCUGUUCCGCAAGUCGGCCAAGUCGGCCCGGCUCAACGUCGAGACGCUCCUCGACAUCAUGCGCGUCGACAAGAAGAACUCGGGCAGCGUCAAGAAGGUCGUCAUCCUGUCGCGCAUCGGCAAGACGCUCGAGGAGCGCGCAACCGGCGUCGAGGACGAGGUCAUCGCGCGCGUGCUCGCCCCCGCCGUCCGCGUUCACCCGGGCCCGCCGAGCAACGCCAAGUUCGAGCUCGCGACGCCCGGCAGCAAGUCGAUCUCGAACCGCGCCCUCGUCCUCGCCGCGCUCGGCAACGGCACGUGCCGCCUCGGCAACCUGCUCCACUCGGACGACACGCAGGUCAUGAUGGCCGCCCUGCACGAGAUGAAGGGUGCCGAGUUCGCGUGGGAGGACAACGGCGAGCUCCUCGUCGUCAAGGGCAACGGCGGCAAGCUGUCGCCGCCCAAGGACAACAAGGAGCUGUACCUCGGCAACGCCGGCACGGCGGCCCGGUUCCUCACGACCGUGUGCGCCCUCGUCCAGCCCGAGGACGGCCUCGAGCACACGACCAUCACGGGCAACGCCCGCAUGAAGCAGCGCCCGAUCGGCCCGCUCGUCGACGCCCUCACGCAGAACGGCACGGCCGUCGAGUACGUCGAGGGCCCGGGCGCGCUCCCGCUCAAGAUCGCCGCGACGAGCGGCGGGUUCCGCGGCGGCCGCAUCCAGCUCGCGGCGAGCGUCUCGUCGCAGUACGUGUCGUCGAUCCUCCUGUGCGCUCCGUACGCCCAGGACGAGGUCGUCCUCGAGCUCACGGGCGGCGUCGUCAUCUCGCAACCGUACAUCGACAUGACGAUCGCCAUGAUGCGCUCGUUCGGCAUCACGGUCGAGCGCCUCGUCGGCGAGGACGGCAAGCUCCUCGACACGUACCGCAUCCCGCGCGGCACCUACUCGAACCCGGACACGUACAACAUCGAGUCGGACGCCUCGUCGGCGACGUACCCGCUCGCGCUCGCCGCCAUGACGGGCACGACGUGCACGAUCCACAACAUCGGCUCGGCGUCGCUCCAGGGCGACGCGCGCUUCGCCAAGGACGUCCUCGAGCCCAUGGGCUGCACCGUCGUCCAGACGGCGACCGAGACGACCGUCACGGGCCCGGCCGUCGGCGAGUUGCGCGCGCUCGGCUUCGUCGAGAUGGAGCCCAUGACGGACGCCUUCCUGACGGCGUCGGCGCUCGCGGCCGUCGCGUCGCUCCCGCCGCUCGAGGGCCGGCUCCAGGACGCGCAGCAGCCGCUCAACUCGACCCGGAUCGGCGGCAUCGCCAACCAGCGCGUCAAGGAGUGCAACCGCAUCGACGCGAUGCGCACCCAGCUCGCCAAGUUCGGCGUCGACACGAACGAGCUCGCCGACGGCAUCGAGGUGUUUGGCAUCAAGCCCGAGCAGCUGCGCGCCGGCGCGUCGGUCCACUGCUUCGACGACCACCGCGUCGCCAUGGCCUUCUCGGUCCUCGCGGCGUGCCCCGGCGCGCACGGCGCCGUCCUCGAGGAGAAGCGCUGCGUCGAGAAGACGUGGCCCUCGUGGUGGGACGACCUCGCGCGCAAGAUCGGCAUCAACGUCGUCGGCGUCGAGCUGAGCGACGCCCCGGUCGCGUCGACGUCGGCCCCGAUCCCGCGCCACUCAACCGACGCGAGCAUCCUCGUCCUCGGCAUGCGCGGCGCCGGCAAGACGCACAUCAGCCGCAUCGGCGCGAGCGCGCUCGGCUGGCCCGUCCUCGACGCCGACGAGAUGUUCAUCACCGAGUACGGCCAGAGCGCCAAGGACUUUGUCAACUCGCGCGGCGGCGACUGGAGCGAGUUCCGGCGCGCCGAGACCCACAUCCUCAAGAAGAUCAUCCGCGAGUACUCGAAGGGCCACGUCGUGAGCCUCGGCGGCGGCGUCGUCGAGACCGAGGAGAACCGCGACCUGUUGCGCGCCUACGGCCACGGCGGCGGGCCCAUCGUCCACAUCGUGCGCGACAUCGACGACAUUGUCGGGUACCUCAACUCGGAGCCGAGUCGGCCGUCGCUCGGCGAGGACCUGCACGUCAUCUACGCCCGCCGCCAACCCUGGUUCCACGAGUUGAGCAACUUCGAGUUCACCAACCUCAUCUCGGGCAAGCCCAAGGCGGUCAAGCCCAACGCCAAGCCGUCGGCCAACGGCUUCAUCGUGUCGCACACGUCGACCAAGGGCGCCGAGGACGAGGUCGCGCGCUUCUUCCGGUUCAUGACGGGCCAGAACACGAACCAGGUCGACCUCGCCGGCGUGCGCCCAACUUACUUCCUGUGCCUCACGCUCCCGUCGUACACGGCGCCGCACCCGGCGCUCGCCGCGUUCGACGAGCUCAUUGCCGGCGUCGACGCCCUCGAGCUGCGCGUCGACCUCCUGUCGGCCGACGGCAAGGCGCCGACCUCGCCCCAGGUGCCCGACUACGCCUACGUGGCGCACCAGCUCGCCGCGCUCCGCCAGCGGUCGACGCUCCCGAUCGUGUUCACGGUGCGCACCGUGUCGCAGGGCGGCAUGUGCCCCGACGAGGCGCAGGACGCCAUCUUCAACCUCAUGGAGCUCGGCGUCAAGGCCGGGUGUGAGUACGUCGACCUCGAGGUGCGGUGGCCCGUGCGCCGCAUGCGCGACUUUGUCAACGUCAAGCAGAGCACCAAGGUGAUCGCGUCGUGGCACGACCACUCGGGCGCGCUGCACUGGGAGAGCGAGGAGGCCGUCGAGCGGUACAAGGCGGCCGACGAGGUCGGCGACAUCAUCAAGCUCGUCGCCAAGGCCAACUCGCUCCUCGACAACCUCGCCAUGCUCCGGUUCCGCGACACGUUCGCGGACGGCAAGCCCCUCAUGACGAUGAACGUCGGGCCCGAGGGCCGCCUGUCGCGCAUCCUGUCGCCCGUCUUUGGGCCCGUGUCGCACCCGGCCAUCGAGGCGUCGGCGCCCGGCCAGCUGUCGUUCGCCCAGAUCCAGACCGGCCUGCACCUCGUCGGCCACCUCCCGGCGCGCAAAUUCUUCCUGUGCGGCUCGCCCGUCAGCCACUCGAAGAGCCCGCUCAUUCACAACACGGCGUUCGGCAUCCUCGGCCUCCCGCACCGCUACACCUACAUCGAGUCGGACCACGUCAACGACGAGAUUGAGCGCGCCAUCCGGGCCGACGACUUUGGCGGCGCGUCCGUCACGAUCCCGCUCAAGCUCGACAUCAUGCCGCUCCUCGACGAGGUGUCGGAGCACGCCCGCCUCAUCGGCGCUGUCAACACGAUCAUCCCGGUCGAGGAGAACGGCGCUCGGCGGCUCGUCGGCGACAACACAGACUGGCUCGGCCUCCUCGAGCUCGUCGAGACCAACGUCACGUCCGACAACGACCGCACCGACGCGUCGACCUCGCUCGUCCUCGGCGCCGGCGGCACGUGCCGCGCCGCCGUGUAUGCGCUCCACAAGGCCGGGUACAAGACGAUCUACCUCUUCAACCGCACGCGCGACAACGCCGACAAAAUUGUCGCCUCGUUCCCGAGCGAGUACAACAUCGUCCCCUUGACCUCGCUUGACUCGUUCCCGGGCGAGCACCCGCUCGCCGUCAUCUCGACCAUCCCGGCCCAGGGCACGGCGACGCGGUACGCGCCCAACGCCGACGCCGGCGUCACGGUCCCGGACUCGGUCCUCGCUCGCGAGGGCGGCGGCGUCCUCAUCGACGUCGCGUACAAGCCUCGCGUCACGCCCUUGAUCGACCUCGCCGACCGCACCCCGGGCUGGACCGGCGUGCCCGGCAUCAUGAUGCUCCUCGAGCAGGGCUUCUGGCAGUCGUCCAUGUGGACCGGCCGGCGGCCGCCCAAGGAGGUCAUCCGCAAGGUCGUCCUCACCGAGUACGAGCGCGACCAGUGAGCGGGUCUGGAGCGCAGGAGGAGCAGGAGAAAAGCCCCGCGAGGUCGCUCGCAGCAAUAGCGACAGGGUCAACUCA